ACUCACAUGGCAGGAAGCAGCAGUAUACAGACCGUUCCAGAAAGGCUUCUCUGCUUGCCAGCUGGCUCCCCUUUCAGUGAUCUGAAAGACUAAGAUAGAAGCUGCAGUAUUAUUUUUCAUAGCUUGAUUUCCGAAGCAGUGCCAUCACUUCUGACAUAGAGCAGUACAGUGUGGGAGGCAGUCACACCAAGAGUACAACAACCAAGGAGAGAUACUGAGGUCAGCUACUACAGCCAUUAUUUGUAAAUCAUUUCAGAAUGACUACCAUCUUGACUUCCACUUUUAGAAACCUUUCUACUACAUCAAAAUGGGCCCUCAGAUUUUCUGUAAGACCUCUGAGCUGUUCUUCACAAGUACAGUCUGCCCCAGCUGUCCAGACCAAGUCAAAGAAGACUUUAGCAAAACCUAAUCUAAAGAACAUUGUGGUGGUGGAAGGUGUCCGAAUUCCAUUUCUGCUGUCAGGCACUUCGUAUAAAGACCUAAUGCCACAUGAUUUGGCUAGAGCCGCACUUUCGGGUUUGUUGUAUCGGACCAAUAUUCCAAAGGAUGUUGUUGAUUAUAUCAUUUUUGGUACAGUUAUUCAGGAAGUAAAAACAAGCAAUGUGGCUAGAGAGGCUGCCCUGGGAGCUGGCUUCUCUGAUAAGACUCCAGCUCACACUGUCACCAUGGCUUGUAUCUCUUCAAACCAAGCCAUGACCACAGCUGUUGGUCUGAUAGCUUCUGGCCAGUGUGAUGUCGUCGUGGCUGGUGGUGUUGAGUUAAUGUCUGACGUCCCUAUUCGUCAUUCAAGAAAUAUGAGGAAAAUGAUGCUUGAUCUCAAUAAAGCCAAGACUCUGGCCCAGCGCCUGUCCUUACUCACUAAAUUCAGAUUGAAUUUUCUGUCCCCUGAGCUCCCUGCAGUGGCUGAGUUCUCCACUAACGAGACAAUGGGCCACUCUGCCGACCGUCUGGCUGCUGCCUUUGCUGUUUCUCGAAUGGAACAGGAUAAAUAUGCACUGCGUUCUCACAGUCUGGCCAAGAAGGCACAGGAUGAAGGACAUCUUUCUGAUAUUGUACCCUUCAAAGUACCAGGAAAAGACACAGUUAGCAAAGAUAACGGGAUCCGUCCUUCCUCACUGGAGCAAAUGGCCAAACUAAAGCCUGCAUUCAUCAAACCCUAUGGCACAGUGACAGCAGCGAAUUCUUCUUUCCUGACUGAUGGCGCUUCUGCGAUGCUAAUCAUGUCAGAGGACAGAGCUCUGGCCAUGGGUUAUAAGCCAAAGGCAUAUUUGAGGGAUUUUAUAUAUGUGUCUCAGGAUCCAAAAGAUCAGCUUUUACUUGGACCAACAUAUGCUACUCCAAAAGUUCUAGAAAAGGCAGGAUUAACCAUGAAUGAUAUUGACGCUUUUGAAUUUCAUGAAGCCUUCUCAGGUCAGAUUUUGGCUAACUUUAAAGCUAUGGAUUCUGAUUGGUUUGCACAAAACUACAUGGGUAGGAAAACCAAGGUUGGAGCACCUCCUCUGGAGAAGUUUAAUAUCUGGGGCGGAUCACUCUCUCUGGGACACCCUUUUGGAGCCACUGGCUGUCGGUUGGUCAUGGCAGCUGCCAACAGACUGAGGAAGGAUGGAGGCCAGUAUGCUUUAGUGGCUGCCUGUGCAGCUGGAGGACAGGUACGUCACUGCAGUGUCAUCAGGACUCUCACGUCCUUAGAAUGUUUUAUUUGAAGCAUUGAUGAAAUGCUGUUUCUAAUGACAGAAAACAGCAGUUCUCUUUUUUUUUUUUUUUUUUUCUUUUUUCUUUUUUUCGGAGCUGGGGACCGAACCCAGGGCCUUGCGCUUCCUAGGCAAGCGCUCUACCGCUGAGCUAAAUCCCCAACCCCAGCAGUUCUCUUUUGAGAGGUGAGAAGACUAUUGAUUUUAAUUCUGAUAUUAAAUUGAAAGGAAAAUGCUCUUUAAAUGUAAGCUGUUUUUCUCUUUUAAAUGUUUAUACUUCUUGUUUAUAAUAUAUUUAAUAUAUGCUCAUUAUGGAAGCUAUAUAAAAUAUAAAAAUAUAUUGAAAAAUAAUUUAUAACUGUGAGGCACUAGCAUUAAAAGGAUUACAAUGUAUUUUCUUCCUUAAUGAGAAAUUUUUAUUCAUUUACCUAGUAGUCGUGACACCUUAUCUAUAAAGUCUAAAGUAAACAGUCUCUGUGGCUGUUAACUCAGUGAUCAAGUAAGUGCUUGUCUUGCUUGUUUGAAGUCCUGGGUCUGUAGCACCACAUAAAACCGGUUGUCUCCUGAUAACUGACUUACUGCAGGGGAGUUAACCUCUCCAUGGUAUGUGGCUGUUGUUCAGCCAGGAAUUCAGUAGACGUUCUCCUGCCUACCUCACUUAUGUUAUAGACUCAGCAUGCUCCACACUAUAACAUUUCACUGGGAGCAAAAUCCUAAAGGAAGACUAGCUAUGGCCUUUUUGGUUUUCUUAAAACAGUUUUUCUGUGUAGCCCUGGCUGUCCUGGAACUUGCUUUGUUGACCAUGUUGGCCUCUAGAGAUCUCUCUACCUCUGCUUCCCCAGUGCUGGAAGUAAAGCCACCACACUCACCAACACAGUCUUUUUUUUUUUAAAACUCUGAUAUAGACAGGUUUUUGUUUUCAUAUUAUAGACCCUGUGCUAAGCAAGACAAAUAAGCUCUGUAAAGGCCUAAAAUCUCGUCUAUAGCCACCCUGAAUAUACCUGAUGGCUGGAAGUAUAGAAUUAUUCCUUUUUUUCUUUUUUUCCGGAGCUGGGGACCGAACCCAGGGCCUUGCCCUUGCUAGGCAAGCGCUCUACCACUGAGCUGUAAUCCCCAACCCUAGAAUUAUUAAAAGAUGAGGUAGACAGCUUUUCUUUACAGAGUUUGAAGAAAGAAAGAUUGUUUCUAAGUUGAAACAUUGUUGCUUCAUGGUCUGAAACUUUUUAAUUGUACUAGGAUUAAACACAGGGCUCCAUACACCCGGGACACAGCCCCGAACUCAGAGCCGCCUAAUCAUUUGUGAGACUCUGCUGCUGAAAUCUUGCUUAUCCGGGUGGGAGCCUCUCAUCUCUGCCUGCUCCUUGAGGGAGAAGACUGUGUGUCUCCUGUGGUCUACACAGAUUCCCUGCCACUUGUGCAGUUGUUAUCUCUGGUAUAUAGAGUGUACUUAACACUAGAGCAUUUUGUGGAUGAGUGUAGACUAUUCAGUGUCUUUCUUCUAGAAGCUUUAAGCUUGCUACUUGUUGUUUAAUUGAGCCAGUUGAGUGACACCAACAUGAUUAAAAAAUUAGAGCAAAACUUCAGUGUGGCGGAUCUAGAGCAGUGCUGUUCUUUUUAGAGUUCAUUUUUAUUUUAUGUGUAUUGAUGUUUUGCCUGCAUGUGUGUCUGUGUGAAGGUGUCAGAAACCCUGGGAUUAGAGUUACAGACAGGUGUGAGCUACUGUGUGGGGGCUGGAAGUUGAACCCAGGUCCUCUGGAACAGCAGCCAGCACUCUUAGCUGCUGAGCCAUCUCUCUAGCCCAAGGCAGUCAGUGUACUUCAUCUUAGACGUUGUUAAUAUUUUGGGCCAGUUAAUUCUUUUGGCUGUGUGCUGUAGGAUGUUUUAGCAUAGCCUGUACCCAUGAAAUUCCAAUAGCAACAAGUUCUCUCCCAGCCCUCCCUUGCCCGUAUGUCUGUGCACACAGUCGGAUGCUAGUAGAAAUGCCUACCACAUGACUUCUGAAUGAAGAGAGUGGGAAGCUCUUUCUAAGGCGAGAACCACUGAUCGUGUUGAAACAUGAAAAUAGUGCAUUUUAAGGAAAGUUGGAGGAGUGUUCUGCCUCCUGUGGGUCAGUCUAACUUUCCUAUCCCUGCUCUGUCUGUCUGUCUGUCUGUUUGCUUUAUCAAAGUUAACUGAUUAUUUUGAACACAUAAUGUAUGUGCUAAAUUCCAGAUGACGGUCUUGUAUAUAAACUUUAAACUUACAUAGUAUUGAAUUUAGUACCUUAUAAAUAAUAGCUUCUUAAUAAAUAUUUGUUGGAAUUGAAUUGAACCUAGAAGCUGAGCUUUUCAUGAGGCUGUCUACAGGUUUGAUGGCAGUCCAGCAGUUAGAAUGACUGUGUUUAUCAGAUAGAAUUUAGACCCAGGAAAUCCUAAGUGUUUAUGUUAAGACUUAAACUUGGGUCAGAACUAGUACCUAGAGCUGUGCUGAGUGUUGCAGAAAGGAUGCUGUUUGUUCUUCUACCCUUAAGUGAGCUCAGUUCACCUUUUUUUUUUUUUCAACUGUAGCUUUAGAUUUUCUUUUGCUCUUCUCAUAAAUUCCAUCUGCACUGCAGUUUCCCCCCCUUCCUCCAUCUCUCCCCUGCCCUACGUUGAGUCUUCCCUAGAUCCACCUUCCUUCUCCCUCCCCUCAGAAAAGCACAGGCUUCCCAGGGACACAACCGAACACAUCAUAGCAAGCUACAGCAAGGCCAGGCACAUGCCAUCAUGUUCAGUUCAUCUAACCAGAGAAUAGCAAAGAGUCAAGCCCGGGCUUUAGAAUCAGGAUCCUUACACCCGUUUCCAAAUCUCGUCUUUCUUCCCAAUAGCUUUGUGAUUUGACUGAGUCACUUAACCUCUCAAAUCCUGUGUGGGUGGGCCAGUGGUAGAGGGCUUGCCUAGCAUGCCUGCAGCCCUGACUUCAUCCCCCAGUACCACAGGAACUACAAUAUAAAAGCAACCAUUUACUGCAUUUACUAGGACUCCACUCUUCAUUAGACUGAGUCUGGUGCAUUCAUGGGGGGGGGGGGAGUGGCAUGUAUGUAUAGCCGUUGAAUAUAUAUAUAAGUACAUGUAUGUUUAUAUAAUGUGUUCUGAUUUAAUUUUUAUAAAAUCUUUCUAAACUAGGCACCAUGAACUCCAUUUUAUAGAGGAAGUUGGGGCUUGGAGUGAUCACUUUCCCGCGAUCACACAGUAGUGAUGGUUAUGCUGUCGGUUUGUCUAUGUACUGGCCGGACUUCCACCUUUCACUGCUUCCUUAGUCUGACUGAACUUUCUUCUUCACAGGGUCAUGCUAUGAUUGUGGAAGCCUACCCAAAAUGACUGCUCUGGAAGGAGGCAACUGAUCUCUGCAGCACUCGCACUGGGCAAUGCCAUUUCAAUGCACUACCAAGUGAUACCUGCAGUUCCUAGCUCUUCUUAGGAAACAACAUUUGUGGCCUUCUCUUAAAUAUUUUGCGGUCAAGCCUUGCCAGUGUUCGAGCUUUCCGAUAAUCACAGCUUCUGCUCUCUAAGUUCCAGACUAUCACAGAUGUGUACACAGUUCUUGUUAUCUCUUGUCUCUAAGACUAAUGACUGCCAGCUGCUUGGAGAGAGGUUAGCUGAGGUUUAGAACCAUCUUUGUAACAUUUGCAGAAUCUCCUCCUUCCUGUCAGUGUCCUACAGAGAAUUAUUUUUUCUAAAAUACAAUCCAAUGUGCCUACAUUAAGUUACUAUAGAAAAAAAUAAUCUAAACAUCUCCUAAAACUGACUUGCUUAGAGACAUGUUUGUUGACCUUAAUAAAGUAGACAUGUAUUAGA
Molecule: messenger RNA, 5506 nt
Organism: Rattus norvegicus (Norway rat)
Lineage: Eukaryota; Metazoa; Chordata; Mammalia; Rodentia; Muridae
Source: RefSeq, a predicted model, not a curated record